Messenger RNA from Hydractinia symbiolongicarpus, 613 nucleotides. RefSeq names its product histone H3.3. Bases 75 to 485 code for a protein of 136 amino acids. The transcript has a single exon. NCBI's taxonomy places the organism in Eukaryota, Metazoa, Cnidaria, Hydrozoa, Anthoathecata, Hydractiniidae. The record is from RefSeq and is a predicted model, not a curated record. Gene Ontology annotation, cellular component: nucleosome. Gene Ontology annotation, molecular function: protein heterodimerization activity; structural constituent of chromatin; DNA binding.
GUUUUCGUAGUUCGUUACGAGUCAAAAAAAAUUUGAACGAAAGUUACUAAAAGUUGUUAUUUGUGUAAGAAGAUAUGGCUCGUACGAAACAAACUGCUAGAAAAUCCACUGGUGGCAAAGCACCACGAAAGCAAUUGGCUACUAAAGCAGCAAGAAAAAGCGCACCAAGUACUGGUGGAGUGAAAAAACCACAUCGAUACAGACCUGGAACUGUUGCCCUGAGAGAAAUCCGUCGAUACCAGAAAUCCACAGAAUUGUUGAUUCGAAAACUUCCCUUUCAACGUUUAGUGAGAGAAAUCGCCCAGGAUUUUAAAACAGACCUACGAUUCCAAAGUGCUGCAAUUGGUGCUCUUCAAGAGGCUGCUGAAGCUUAUUUGGUAGGUCUUUUCGAAGACACGAAUCUGUGUGCAAUUCAUGCUAAGCGUGUUACUAUCAUGCCAAAAGAUAUUCAACUUGCAAGAAGAAUCAGAGGAGAACGUGCUUAAAUCAACCACCACAACAAACGGCUUUUUUCAAAGCCACACAUUUGUUAAAAAUGUUUUUUGGCAUUGUGUUCAAAGUUAGUACAUGACAGGGUUCAGAUAGAACCUGGAAAAAGGUCUUUUUUAGAAAA